CUCGCCGGGUCGGCCGGCCGGCGCAGCUCCAGCCUGUAUACCCCGGCUGGUCCGGGGGGUCCGGGCACCGCCUCGACGGCGGCGCAGCCGGACGCGCGGACUGGAUCGCAGCCCGCACCCCGAGCGGACGGCGUCAUGAGGCACCUGCCGUACUUCUGCCGCGGCCAGGUGGUGCGGGGCUUCGGUCGCGGCUCCAAGCAGCUGCGCAUCCCUACAGCUAACUUUCCUGAACAAGUAGUAGAUAAUCUUCCAGCUGAUGUAUCCACUGGCAUUUAUUAUGGUUGGGCCAGUGUUGGAAGUGGAGAUGUCCGUAAGACGGUGGUGAGCAUAGAAUGGAACCCAUACUACAAGAAUACAAAAAAGUCCAUGGAAACUCAUAUCAUGCAUACUUUCAAAGAUGACUUCUAUGGGGAAAUUCUCAAUGUGGCCAUUGUUGGCUACCUCACACCAGAAAAGAACUUUGAUUCUUUAGAGUCACUUAUUUCAGCAAUUCAAGGUGAUACUGACGAAGCCAAGAAACGACUAGAGUUACCAGAACAUUUGAAACUCAAAGAAGACAAUUUCUUCCCGGUUCCUAAAAGCAAAAUAAUGAAUGGCCACUGA
Messenger RNA from Eubalaena glacialis (North Atlantic right whale), 603 nucleotides. RefSeq names its product riboflavin kinase-like. Bases 136 to 603 code for a protein of 155 amino acids. The transcript has a single exon. Gene Ontology annotation, cellular component: mitochondrion. The record is from RefSeq and is a predicted model, not a curated record. Gene Ontology annotation, molecular function: riboflavin kinase activity. Gene Ontology annotation, biological process: riboflavin biosynthetic process; FMN biosynthetic process. NCBI's taxonomy places the organism in Eukaryota, Metazoa, Chordata, Mammalia, Artiodactyla, Balaenidae.